AUGUACAAAUGGGCUGAGGCGUGGCGCUCAGGGCAGCUGAUCGCGGCGGCUCGCGCUCGUGCCCGCGGCCCCCGCUGCCGACAUGGGGAAGUAUCUGCAACACACAUAAAUUGUCAGCGGUCUUCGACACACACGACGUGGCUGCAGCUAGCGGCGACUACAGGCCAAGAGGCGGCGAUAUGUCACAUCACGCGCGGCCUCGUCAUGCAUCGUUCGCCUCACAUGCACACUCUUCUUACCAAGGGUGUUACUAUAAAGGUCAAACAUUCUGAUAUAUCUAUAACUAGCUAA
This is a messenger RNA of Arctia plantaginis, 291 nucleotides long. The record is from the annotation of a GenBank genome assembly. Lineage: Eukaryota; Metazoa; Arthropoda; Insecta; Lepidoptera; Erebidae.